Molecule: messenger RNA, 1532 nt
Organism: Eimeria maxima
Lineage: Eukaryota; Apicomplexa; Conoidasida; Eucoccidiorida; Eimeriidae
Exons: 1
Source: RefSeq, a predicted model, not a curated record
AUGCCAGAGCUGCGUAAUAUUCUUAACGAAAAUGCAACUCCAAGCGCUGCUUCAGCCGUUACAUCUUCAUCGUUGCUCACAGUGGGAUCGGGCUGUGUUCGUGCGCGUAACGUGAUAGACAAAGGCUGUCGUUCCGGCACGUGUCUGCGUGUACUUGUGGCAGCCUUAGCCUCGGCUGCAGCAAUCGCAAUACUCAUUUCUUUCUGUUCGCGCGUUUUGGAGAGACGUGCAGUGCAGAGCCUUGGAAGCCGCAGGCUGGGCAACUCGGAAGACAGCGACGGGUCGAUUGAUGUUUGCGGAAGCACUGGUGACGAAGAUGAGGAGGGUCAGCCUAUACAGUUUCCCAUAGACUCUGAAUCCCAACACGUGAAGCUUCCCAUUAAAAAGAGAGUUUUGCCACGAGAGGGUGAAACUGGGACAGAUGACGAUGCACGCAGUCCUCUUCAAGGAGACCAGCAGGACCAGGUGGUUGUGCAUGACAUCGCCGGACCUCCGUUCGGUUAUUUCCCACCUGGAGAUGGUCCAACACCAGAACAGCAUGACCUCACACCAUUUCCGUCUCACGGACAACCAGUGCAGCAGCGGCCGUCAGAGGGUAGUGUGACAGAACUGCUGAGGUCCCCUCGAUACCAGCAUUCUGCUCACCAUUAUGAUCCGGGUACAAUGAAUACACCCUUUCUGGAGAUAAAGAGGCUGCAGCGAGAGCUGCAACAGCUUCAGGAGCAACUGGAGAGAGAGCGUCGUCACCACAGGGAACAACAGCGAAUGUACAGAGAGCACCUUCAUUGGCAGCAGAUGCUUUGGCAGCAGCAAGACAAGGAUCAGUACCAGGUUCAGCAACAGGACCAGCAACAGCAUCAUUUGCCUCAGCAACAACACCAUGCGCAGUAUUUGCUGCCGCAUCAGCAACAUCCUCAUUACUGGGCCAACGAGGCGCAGCAACAGUUCAUGUUCGACCAACGGGAGCAGCAACAGCAGCAUCUGCCUCAGCAAGAGAAGAAUCGGCCUCAACAACAGCAGCAUGCGCAGUACCUCCUGCACCAGCAGCAGUAUUCGCAUUAUUGGCAUCAACAACAGCGGCAGCAGCACUUGUUUCACCAACAGGACCAGCAGGAGCAUUUUGCUCCGCAAGAGCCACAUGCGCAAUAUUUGCUCCAACAUCAGCAAAAUCCUCAGUAUUGGCCUCACGCACAGCAGCAGAAUUAUCUGCUUCAACAGCAGGAGCAGGGGAAGCAGGAUUUGCAAAAGCAACGGCAACAUACGCAGAAUUUGAUGCAACAGCAGCAACGUCCGCAGUACUGGCCUCAACAACAACAGCAGCAGUACUUUUCUCAGCAGCAGGGGAAUCCCCAGCCUCCACAAAGUCAGCAACAUUACGGCGUUCAACAAAGGGAACAAUACACGCAUUUGCUUCACCAGCAAGAGCCGAACUAUUUCCCUGAGCAGAAGGAGCAGCAUUCGGCCCAAGAGGAGAGCAAGCAGCCGCACUUGCAACUCCAAAAGCACGGGGAGCAAGUCAAACAACAAGAGAG